Messenger RNA from Anguilla rostrata (American eel), 1610 nucleotides. It is a transcript of the gene higd1a, whose product is annotated as HIG1 hypoxia inducible domain family, member 1A. Gene Ontology annotation, biological process: mitochondrial respirasome assembly. Gene Ontology annotation, cellular component: mitochondrion. The coding region runs from base 151 to 429 and encodes 92 amino acids. The transcript is spliced from 4 exons. Lineage: Eukaryota; Metazoa; Chordata; Actinopteri; Anguilliformes; Anguillidae. The record is from RefSeq and is a predicted model, not a curated record.
CAACAGAAACUUACGUCAUGCUUGCUUUCGUAAGAGUUAUAUCACAUCGGAACACUGCAUGCCGGUAACUUUGACUGAAAACCGGGAGGUGUGGCUGCAUUUCUGUCUAAGAACUCUAUCAACAUUAACCUCUUCAUCAAUAUAAUAGAAAUGGCGACCUACGAUGAGCACGAGUCGAAGUUCAUGAGGAAAGCUAAGGAGAAUCCAUUUGUCCCGGCAGGGAUGGCAGGAUUCUUUGCAAUUGUGGGCUAUGGCCUGUACAGAUUGAAGAGCCGGGGGGACACAAAAAUGUCCGUCCAUCUCAUCCAUAUGCGUGUGGCUGCCCAGGGAUUUGUGGUGGGAGCAAUGACCAUCGGAGUCAUUUAUUCAAUGUACAGAGACUACAUUGUGAAGCCCAGAGAACAGGAGAAAGCCCUGAAAAACCACUGAAAAUGUUCACCGGCCCAUUUAUGUUCUCGGAUGACGCCUCAUUAAGGUGUUAAGUCGUUGAUGUACUCUUAAUAUAAGUGCAAUUCAUAUUCGUUUGUAAUGGUGUAUGAAUUGCGUUAGCAACCUUUUGGUGCAUUUUUAGAUUGCACCUUCUGACCACAUAUAUCACUGUGCUCUGUCAAAAUGUAAUGCCUAAUCUGUACAAAAUGCAAUGAUUUAAUAUUACUGUUAUGGACUUCAGGGUAGAUCCACUCCAUCCAGUAAUUUCAAACUGGGUUGUCGUACAUUAAUCAGGGAACUCUCAUUCCACGCUGAAAAUGACGUUAGAGCAGAAGGCAGCAGAGUAAAAAUGUGGAAAUUUGUUAAGUUCAUUUCACAGUGCAACUGGGAAAUGGUUCCAAUUUGUGAAUGCUUGAAACGUCUUUCUGGGAUCAGUAGUGGAGUCAGAUAAAUAGUCUUAGAUUAAAAGCAAAUGUUGGGCUGGAAAGACAAGGUUAUUUGUGAAGGAAAGAAAAUUAUUAAAAAAGGAAAGAACCCUCUUUGUGCAAGUGCCAGGGCAUUUCAAACAGGCAUAAGAUCAAGAUAUUAUAUAGUUAUAUAGUUUAUUUUCAUAUUCAAAAGACCUCCUCUAGUAGGACUUCAUCUUUAUACAAGAAACAUUUUGAACUUAUACAUACUGUUCAGAAUUUCUGAUUUAUGGAGAGAACAUGUUUGAUACCUCAUACUCUUUUGUUUUCACUGGUCUGUUUAAUAAUGGGAAAUGCAUUUUAUUUAUACUUUUAUGAUGAUAUUAGGAGAGUAAAGGCAAUGGCAUUCAAAAUGCCACAUUUUAUCUACAGUGUGUUAUGAUGAGAACAGCAAAUGGAUUAUUAUCUAAGGAAAAUGAUAUUUUUGUGCCAUUUGUUUCUUAAAAGAACAAUGGUCACAUAAAUGUAAAAAUUAAAGUAUUCUUGGUGGAAUUACACCUUGGCUGUGAUACACAGUGAAUAGGAAUUGGUGUGAAAAUUUAAAUGGGAUAUGCUAUUUAUUUGAUUUAUCUGUGUGGAGCACAAUUGUCAGAUUUCUGAAUGUCAGAGAAAAUGACUAUCUGUGCGUGGUGUGUGUGUGUUGGGGGGGGGGGGGGUUAUAAGGUUAUGUCUAGUCUAUUUGGAUCUCUUCAUUAAAAGUUUUUCUUGAAUUAA